Molecule: messenger RNA, 423 nt
Organism: Ilex paraguariensis (yerba mate)
Lineage: Eukaryota; Viridiplantae; Streptophyta; Magnoliopsida; Aquifoliales; Aquifoliaceae
Source: the annotation of a GenBank genome assembly
AUGACCACCCAAGUUACAAUCCCAUAUGGCAAUUCCACAGAAUUUUCUAUAAUUGGUUCUGAGGGAGUUGAGCGUCUUUUGCGAGUGGAUGAUUCGACAAAUGUUAGGUGUUUCUCAUGUGAUGACGAUAUUCAAUUUUUGAAUUGUCUUGAGAUUCUCCUUUUUCAUGUGGAAUUUGGGGUGAGAAACUGGUGCCAGAAUGGGUUUGGAAUUUACCUUGGGGGAUUUACAGCCCAAAUCAGCCAUUCCACGAUGGGAUGGUUUAGGGUUGUGUUGGUGAUUGUGCAGUUGAUGGUGGUGGCAGCUGUGGCAUUGCAUUUAGAGGCGGGGAAAUGUCCUAACCUUGUUUCUGUUCUUUCCAAACAAGCCAGUAAAUCAGUUGUGGUGGAAAAUAAUAAGAAAAUCAUGGCAGGCCUGCAUUAG